Molecule: messenger RNA, 817 nt
Organism: Plodia interpunctella (Indianmeal moth)
Lineage: Eukaryota; Metazoa; Arthropoda; Insecta; Lepidoptera; Pyralidae
Exons: 1
Coding region: 111-773 (220 amino acids)
Source: RefSeq, a predicted model, not a curated record
GUAAUGAAUAGCAUUUGAUAACAUUUCGUUACCUAUAACCUCUCUUCUAUAGGAUUAUGUGAAAAAUAUGUCCUAAGUUUAGAUCUCUUAUAUUUAUUUAUAACGGUAUAAUGAACUGCAUAAGAUUAUUUAAAUCAAUACAACGGUCUCAAUAUUCAUUUUUGCAAACUGCAAAAUAUGCCAUAAAUUUUAAUCAUCCAAUUAAGUUUUCGGAGACAGAGGACCGAUGGAAAGAAAAGGAUAAUGUUUCCAAUAAAUGGCAGCUGAUUUACAAGGGCCCUAUGGAGCCUUCACUAAAAUUUUUAUCUGCGUAUAUUACAUUUUCCACAGUUACGAUUGGCUGCAGUGCUAUCUAUUAUGCAGCUUUUCAGUUUGAUGUAGCAACAAUGAACGACCCUGUGGUGCUUGGAGAAGAUGUUGUAAUAGCAAACAGUGCCGUAGAGUGCCUAGUAUAUCUAGGCGCUUUUAUUAUAUUCCAUACAGCUAUUAAAAUACUAUUGUCCAAAUAUGUAGUAAGAUUGUACAGAGAUGGUGACAAUUAUUUGGCUAUAUUUAGAGGACACUUUUUCAAUUCUAUCAAAAAACAUCACUUCCAUUUGAAUGAUUUUAGGAAACUGAGUCCUACAUUUGUUGUUUCUUGGGGUGAUGCCAGAUUUGGCCUUGGCAAAAAACAUUCUAUAUUGCUAGAGAACUACUUUAAAACUCCAAAUGACUUCAACUAUCUGUUAAAUAAGAAAAACGCAGAUAGUCCUGAGAGUGAAGUAAAGAUUUAAGAUAAUAGCAAAUACAAAAGAAAUAAAUUAUUUACUUCCCAAAA